AUUCAAAAGGCAGAUUUCUCAUUUCUUUUAUGGUUCUCAUCCAGUGCAAAAAAGCUGAUUAAGCUUAUUCUGGAUCCAAAUCCUAUUACUAGAAUUACAAUUCCUGAAAUUCUGGAAAAUGAUUGGUUCAAGAAAUAUUACAAACCACCUCAGUUUGAGCAGGAAGAGGGUGUUAAUCUUGAAGAUGUGGAUGUUGUCUUCAAUGACUCUGAC
Messenger RNA from Striga hermonthica, 213 nucleotides. The record is from the annotation of a GenBank genome assembly. NCBI's taxonomy places the organism in Eukaryota, Viridiplantae, Streptophyta, Magnoliopsida, Lamiales, Orobanchaceae.